CGACAACAUUUCCAGCGUCAAUGCUUUUCCUCCGUCACCAAAACCUCACUCACAACCAAACACAUCCUCAAAAUAGCCCGCUCUUGACGACAGAUCACCACGUUUCGCACACAAUGUCCAUUCCCAAAAACCUCGCAUCCAAAUACACACGCCUCCUCACCCUCUGGCCCACCGACCCACUCCGCCAAUUCACAUUCCGCACCGUCCUCCAAAAGCGCCUCACAAAGCACAACGAGUCUGCCUCGAGAACACAAGCAACAACAACAACAACACCACCCGCACCCGCACCCGCACCCGUCUCCCCACAACAGCAGGCCUCCGAAGUCGUCCAGAUCAAUGCGCUCUUCUCGCUAGUCGAGGACCGGUACGCGACAAAGUACAAGCUAUCCGAAAAGUACACGCGGCCGCGCGCGAAUCCGGAAUACUAUGCGCGGUUGAUGCGCGAGCUGGACGAGGCGCCGACGAGGUCGCGGUUCAGCAAUUGGGUGAGGAGCUGGAAGGGGUACUUGAGGUGGCAAUGAGUUUGCCAGUGUGCAGUGUGCAGUGUGCAGGAGCGGAGCGUGCUUUAAAAGAAUUAUAUUUGGAAGCAGCAAGUGAGUCAGUGGUAUGAGGAAGUUCAUACGAUACGGCUGACAGCAUUGUAACAAUAUCAUUGGGUAUAUUUACUGUACAUGAUUCCUGAAUUGUUGUGUACAUAUCUUUGAUUAAAGACUUCACUAUACGAUGGCUAAGCACACGACACAGAAAGUGACUUCAUGUAAGUAGUAUAUAGUUACACUGAUCAUUACUACGAUCAAGAAAGCUUGAGCCCCUCACAACACCCCCGUCCGUGGCUGCACGCAGCUCUAGCUAGAUAAAUGCGAAUGACGCCUAUACUACUUUUACACCAGUGCGCGCCUGUUCUAUAUAGUCGUAGGCAACCCUCAACAAAGAGCUACCAAUGCAAAUAUUCACGCGAACAAAAGAUCUC
This is a messenger RNA of Pseudovirgaria hyperparasitica, 970 nucleotides long. RefSeq lists its product as uncharacterized. The transcript is spliced from 2 exons. Gene Ontology annotation, molecular function: ribosome binding. Gene Ontology annotation, biological process: mitochondrial respiratory chain complex III assembly. Gene Ontology annotation, cellular component: Cbp3p-Cbp6 complex; mitochondrion. NCBI's taxonomy places the organism in Eukaryota, Fungi, Ascomycota, Dothideomycetes, Acrospermales, Acrospermaceae. Bases 114 to 521 code for a protein of 135 amino acids. The record is from RefSeq and is a predicted model, not a curated record.